AUGAGUGACGCGAUACACAUACAAAAGGCUGUAAAUGCCGGUCACACUGAAAUUGCCCAGCAGAUUAAUAAUGUCUACGACACAGAUGUUAGUAAUCUCCAGAGAUGCGACAGCAUCGGCUGGAUCCUAUACAAUGACAAUUUCUUGCAAUGGCGCGGCGAUCCAGAACAACAUUUACUCUGGGUCAGAGGCGAUCCCGGAAAAGGCAAGACGAUGCUUUUAGCUGGGCUUAUCACAGAGCUAGAGGAAGUGUCAGAUGAUGGUGUCUUUUACUUCUUCUGCCAAGCGACACAACCUCUUCUGCGAACUGCAUCGUAUGUGCUUCGCGGUCUUAUUUGGUCCAUCGUUUGCAAGAGACCGACUUUAAUCUCCUACGUUCGCAAGGAAUACGACCAAGCUGGUAAAAGCGUGUUCAGUAACCACAACGCUUGGCAAGCGUUAUCCAGAAUUCUUACGGCGAUCCUCGAGGAUAGGGCAUCUGCGGAUUUUAUUAUCAUUGUUGAUGCUUUGGACGAGUGCACCGAAGGUCGUGAGAAGCUUAUUGGCUACAUUAGCCAGUGCUCAGUCUCGUGCAAAGCUAAAUGGAUCAUCUCUAGCCGCAAUUGGCCUGACAUAGAAUCACAGCUUGAUGGAACACAAAGCCAAGUUCGAUUACACCUGGAACUCAACCACGCUUCAAUCUCAAAUGCAGUCCUUCAAUUCGUUGAUCGCAAAGUUGCCCAGCUCAAUUCAACUUACGAUGAGUCUGCUCGAGUCCAGAUUCGCAACCAUCUUCUUGACAACGCUAAUGACACAUUUCUUUGGGUUGCUUUGGUAUGUCAAGAACUGGGAAAGCCCGGUGUCAAUAACUACCACGGUUCCAACAUCCUAAAAAGCUUUCCAGCUGGACUCAACGAGCUUUACGCAAGGAUGAUAUGCAACAUCAAAGAGCGAGAUAUGCACUGGUGUAGAGCUAUCCUUGCCGUGAUUGCUGUUGCUAUAAGGCCCCUGAGUCUUCAGGAGCUAGCCGCAGCUGACGAAACCCUUACCGAGUGGGUUGAGGACGAAAAGGUUCUAGCAAACCUCGUUACAUCUUGUGGCUCCCUCUUGACCAUCAGAGAGCAUAGAGUCUACACUGUUCAUCAGUCGGUCAAUGACUUCUUACGCAAUACGCCCAAGGUCCUACCUUCAGGUAUAGGGCAACAGCAUUACUCCAUCUUCAACUGUAACAUGAAUGCCAUGCGCAAUCGGCUCCAUCGAAAUCUCUACAAUCUCAAAGACAGCGGUGUCUUGAUCGAUGAGAUAGAUGUUUCGGAAGAUUCAUCUCUGACUGUUGUUCGAUACGCCUGCGUCUACUGGGUUGAUCACUUCUCUUGUGUUAUGAUAUAA
Messenger RNA from Fusarium musae, 1368 nucleotides. RefSeq lists its product as uncharacterized. The coding region runs from base 1 to 1368 and encodes 455 amino acids. NCBI's taxonomy places the organism in Eukaryota, Fungi, Ascomycota, Sordariomycetes, Hypocreales, Nectriaceae. The transcript has 3 exons. The record is from RefSeq and is a predicted model, not a curated record.